Messenger RNA from Nomascus leucogenys (northern white-cheeked gibbon), 1359 nucleotides. RefSeq names its product family with sequence similarity 81 member B (gene FAM81B). Lineage: Eukaryota; Metazoa; Chordata; Mammalia; Primates; Hylobatidae. The record is from RefSeq and is a predicted model, not a curated record.
AUGCAGUUACAAUUCCUUGGUACGCUGGCUUCCUCAGAAAAAAGAAAAAAAUCACAGAGAUUUUUUUUCAAAAAUACCAAAUCUACAAAAAAUAAAGCUGGAAAAUCAAGCAUCAUGAGUUCAGAUACAAAUGUAAACAAAAGUGCCUCUCCAACUGCGACUGCAGAGGAACAGCCAGUUGAACCUGAUGGCUCCCUUCCUGGCUCAGACAAUAACCAAGAAAAGAAAGUAAGAUUAUCUCCAGCCAAAAUGUCAACCAAGAAUUCUACAGAUCUAGUUGAAUAUGUUGACAAGAGUCAUCCCUUUCUCCCCAUCAUUCCAAACACCCAGAGAGGUCAGCUAGAAGACAGACUGAGCAACCACGAGCGUACGAUAGCUUUCCUUCUUGAACAAGCCUUCCGCAUCAAGGAGGACAUCUCUGCUUGCCUGCAGGGGACGCAUGGCUUUCGAAAAGAGGAAUCGCUCGCCAGGAAGUUACUGGAAAGCCACAUCCAGACCAUCACCAGCAUCGUCAAAAAACUCAGCCAAAACAUUGAGAUUUUAGAAGACCAAAUAAGAGCUCGAGAUCAGGCGGCCACAGGAACUAACUUUGCAGUACAGGAGAUAAACAUCAAACACCUACAAGGAGUUGGAGAUCUUCGAGGAAGAGUAGCCAGAUGCGAUUCAAGCAUUGUGAAGCUUUCUGGAGACAUUCACUUAUUCAGGCAAGAGUACCGGCAAAUUGAGAAAGCCAUUCAAGAAUUCGUGCCCGCCCUGGAAACUCUUUCCAAGAACUUGGACAUGAAGGUGAUGCAGCUCUUAGGAAAGAUAGAAACUGCCAGUUCUGAGCAAACCUCAAAUUUAAAGAUGGUCCAGGGGGAUUAUCGCCACGAAAUGAACCUUUUGGAAUUCAAAUUUCAUUCACUUUCAAGUAAUCUGUAUGAAGAAGUCGAGAAUAAUAAAAAAUGGACAGAAAACCAAUUUCUCAAAUAUAGAAAAGACCACCUGGGCCAUAUAAAUGAAUGUCUGAAGGUGCUACAGGAGAAACUGGAAAAGUCUGAAAAUAAAAUGGAAGAAAAACUGCUGCAGCUUUCAAGCAAAGUAGAGAAUUUCAUUAACACACAGAAACAGGAAACACAACUAAGUAAAGUAAAGCAUACAGAAAAUAAAUUGUCCAAAAAGAUGGAACAAAUGGAAAAGCAGAUCUGGGGUGAAUUAGAGACAAUGCAGAAUGAAUAUCAAUCAGGAUUUAAAUCAAUUCAUGACUCUCUCAGCUCCCUCCAACAAAUACAGAAAACAAAGAUGGAUUUAGAGAAAUAUAAAGUACAGAAAGACCUAAAGAAAUUACAGCGCAAGAUAGUGGAACUCCAGGAAGUAUAA